Molecule: messenger RNA, 336 nt
Organism: Arabidopsis lyrata subsp. lyrata
Lineage: Eukaryota; Viridiplantae; Streptophyta; Magnoliopsida; Brassicales; Brassicaceae
Product: F-box/FBD/LRR-repeat protein At3g26920-like
Exons: 3
Coding region: 1-336 (111 amino acids)
Source: RefSeq, a predicted model, not a curated record
AUGCAAAAGGUUGAGUAUCCUACUGGUAGUAUCUUCUAUCGGUUGGUAUAUUUGGAGGUAUAUACAGGUAAACCGGCGUGGUGGAAUCUACUUAUGUUCAUGCUCGAUACUUCGCCUAACUUACAAGUCCUCAAGCUCCUCAUCGAUCAAUGGCAUAAGAUUGAAGAUCAUGUGGUCUGUGAGAAAUGGAACCAACCAAAGACUGUUCCUGAAUGUUUGUUGCUCCAUCUUGAGACAUUUGUGUGGGAAGGCUACGAGGAGAAACGAAAAGAAGAGAAAGAGGUAGCAAAAUAUAUACUAAGGAACGCUAGUCGUUUGAAAAAGGAGAGUCUUUGA